Monosiga brevicollis MX1 is the source of this 1592-nucleotide messenger RNA. RefSeq lists its product as uncharacterized. The coding region runs from base 377 to 1363 and encodes 328 amino acids. Lineage: Eukaryota; Choanoflagellata; Craspedida; Salpingoecidae. The record is from RefSeq and is a predicted model, not a curated record. The transcript has 5 exons.
UCUCGGGCACCACAUCAACUGGACUGCCCGUCUCCCUGUCAGCAAAGCUUGCCUCCGUCCCUCUGUGGCCUGGGACGCUCCGCUGGAAGGCGGGCUUACGUAUGGCCUGGCCAACGAAGCCGUGUCGUUCCUCGUCCCUUUGACCACCCGUGCAGAUGUCACCUUGAUUGAGCGAUUUCGGGAUGAUUCUUCCUUUAUCAAGGCUCUUGAUCCGAGCGAACGCCGUCGACUGCGCCAGCUCAAAGCUUGGCGUGAAGCUCGCCUAUUGCCAGAGCGACCCCGGCUGCACGUCUCGCAGUGGGCGCCCGGUAACCUUUGGCGCAGCAAGCUGUUUAGUUUCUCACCGCCCCGUGACACCUACCGCAUUUCACGUGCCAUGUAUGAGGCCACGAUCGUCCCCUCGGACUGGGCUCAAAAUUUUAAAGAGAUUGAUGAGUGGUGGGUGCCAUAUGACGGCAUGAAAACAAUUUUGGUGGACAACCAUGGCGUCUCUGCAAAUCGCAUCCAUGUGGUCGAGGAGGGCUUGGAUACACGGCGCACAUUCAACCCCGAUCUUUUCGAUUACGCUUCAAGCCGAGCUCGCAUCUACCCCAAGGAUGCCCAAGGCGGCUUCAUCUUUGUUUCCAUCUUCAAGUGGGAAACACGCAAGGCGUAUGAGGAGCUGAUUCGAGCCUUUGUGACUGCCUUUCCAGGCAAUGAGUCGGUGACCCUCUUCUUGCGCACCACCCCACCACAAAGUCUGCAGGAUAUAGUGUCUCGACUGGUAGGCAAGCGCGAUGAACGGAUACGUGUUUUGGAGCGCCAAGAGGACCAUCGAUACAUGCAGAUGCUUGCGGGUGCGGACGGCUUUGUGGCUGCCACGCAUGGCGAGGGUUGGGGCCGUCCCAUCAUGGAAGCCAUGGCCAUGGGUUUGCCCACCAUCGCCACGAAUUGGUCUGGGCCCACGCAGUUUAUGACGCAAGAUACCGGGUAUCUGUUACCAGUCAAAGGACUGGUGGCGGCCACUGGUCUUCCUGGGGCUGACUCACGGGCUCAAUGGGCAGACAUCGACGUGGGGCUUCUGGCAGGGCUCAUGAAGCGCAUUGUUGAGCACCCCAACGAGGCACAGGCCGUCGGUGCCCGCGCCCGUCAACGCAUCGUGCAGCAUUAUGAUCAGGACGCCAUUGCCGAGCAGGUUCUUGAUCGCUUGCAGCAAGCUUGUGAAAGGCAACAGCGAGGCAUUCUUCCACGCCACUUGGACACGCCGCAUGUCCACCCUCGCCGCGGCAGCACGCCCGCCCCAACGACACCACCACGCCGUGGUCGGCAUAAACGCCGUCGUCGAACGACGCGGCGGCCGUCCGGCCCCCCACCACGAUCAUAACGAAGCAUCUUUCAGCUUUGAGAGACAUCAGACAACACUCUCCUCCAGCAUCCGUUUGGGUAAACACAAAACCCAUAUUUUCUGAACUGUAUAUGAUUUUGCACCCCUUGCAUUUGGGUUCAAACCACGUCCUGUCGAGAUGCCUUUGCUAUUCCAGAUGCGAGCUUCUUGUUGGAUCGAGACACCCUAGUGCCUUGAUCUUUUCCGAGUAAAUUCACACAACUGACUC